AUGAGUUAUCAUCAGGGGGCUGAGGGUGGAGCCAUCCCUAAAGAAAGACAGAAGGAUGGGUCAUCAAACAAGGAUCUUGAUGAGACCAUGGACCCUGAUAUGAAGAGGUGUGUGUGUGUGUGUUUGUGUGCGCACAACUGCUCGUUGAAGACUUUUAGAUCUGUAUCCUAUUUAAAAGUAAUGCAUUUUUAGAAGGAUACUGAGUUACUGCAUAGUACAUUUAACAUAAAAUAUGAAAGAUUUGGUAAGCGUAAAUGACUGACGACAAACCAAGUCCAAAGGUAGUUCACGUCUAUAAUGCUGCAUGUGAUUUUAGUAUUUACUAAAGGUGCAUGUCUUUCUUGUAUUAUUUGCAGUGUCCAUCCAGAGAUAGCUGAGUCUGUUUCCUCUGGUUAUUUAUCAAUGAAGAUUGGUACAUCAUUGGUUCACUCUCUUCAUGUCAAAGAGGGGGCCUCUUCACAAAGAAAAGGGUGAGUUUCUACAUGUUACCAGGAAAUGUAGAACCAUCUCUAUAAUGAAGUGAUAAUGCCCGAGGCUACGGUAGGAUAUGAGGAAGCGCUGUGGGACUGAAGUUUUUAAUGAAAAUAUGUAAAUCAUUAUUUGAAUAUGUUGGUAACCCAUCUCUAUAAUUAAGUGAUAAUGCCCGAGAAGCCGGUGUUUGGAGGAUAUAUUGGCAUGGAUGUUGUUAGGCACGAACAUUGAGGGUAUUAUCACUUUUAUACAAUGGGUUACCAACAUAUUCAAAUAAUGAUUUACAUAUUUUCAUUAAAAACGUUAUUUUGAUGAAUUUAUUCAUACUAUUUCAUCCUGACACAAGAUAUAGUCCCGACACAAAUCUAGGAUUGCUACCCAACCCGGCUGGUCGUUCGUUCUAUCGGUUCGGUUGCCAGAGACACGACCCAGUCGUUCAGUCUUUUUGUUCUGUAUCUAUGGACGCGACCCAGUCGUUCGUUCUAAAUGUUCCAUUGCCAUACUGUCUGGCAACGCUUUUAUCCUUUGCUUGCUAGCUAGCCAAGUACGGCUAAUUUACAGUCACGUCAAACAGUGCAGCCAAAAUAACAACAGUAGCUGCAUUUGCAUUUGUUUAAGCUGUUUUCUAGUGACAUUUAUUCGGAUAAAUCCAUAACAAUGAGCUGAUGAGGUGCGAUUUCGCCUGGCAUAGAGAAUGUGCUCUCUCGUCAGGACACUGUUGGACAGAGGAGCUAGCCAACAACACAGCUACAGUAACACAAUCACUUCAAACUGAAGCUGGAAAGACUGCAAACUAACUGCACUUUGUUUCGUUUUACCUUUUUUCAAUUGACAUUUCUUUGUAUAUAUCCAUAAAAAUGAUGCCAGCUGAUUCAUGAUUUCGAAUGUCUCGUCCCGACUCCCGACACGUUCAUUACUAUGGGACAGCAGGAGAUUGAAUUUGAAUAUUGAAACAAUGUUGCAAAUGUCGGAGAGACAGACAGCAAGGUUUAUACAAAUCUCCACUGUUGAAAACGAAAUGUUAGUCUAAAAGAAAUGUGAGAUAAUGUCUAGAUGCUUUUUAUAGUGGAGAUCAAGUUUAUACAUUGCCUGGCUGGGCUGAUGAGACAGUGGAUUGCGCAGUCAGAUGGAACAGAGUAAAUAGGCAUUUUAAUGUCAAAGAUUUAGCCGGUGGCAACUUGUGGAAUAGACACCAGUUGGAAUGCAGUUUUUACCAAUCAGCAUUCAGGAUUAGACCCACCCGUUGUAUAAUUUAGUAAUAACCACCUAUAACCACCUAUAAGUGUAAUUCUUCAGUUAUAACAGUCUCCUGAGUGGCGCAGUGGUCUAAGGCACUGCAUCGCAGUGCUAGCUGUGCCACUAGAGAUCCUGGUUCGAAUCCAGGCUCUGUCGUAGCCGGCCGCGACCGGGAGACCCAUGGGGCGGCGCACAAUUGGCCCAGCGUUGUCCAGGGUAGGGGAGGGAAUGGCCGGCAGGGGAUGUAGCUUAGUUGGUAGAGCAUGGCGUUUGCAACGCCAGGGUUUGUGGGUUCGAUAAAAAUAAUGUAUGUGCUAACUGUAAGUCGCUCUGGAUAAGAGCGUCUGCUAAGUGACUUAAAUGUUAAAUGUAAAUAACAUGGUUUUUACUUUUUCAUGUUAAUGUUGCAGUGUAGAAUAAACUUCACAGAAAAUAUUCUGUUCAUCAAUAUAUUUGAUAAAGGAUCAGAAGAAUUUUACGUCUGUAGAAAUGAUUUAAACUAAAAUUAUGAAUUCUGACUCAAUAUUCAAUGUUGUAUUAUGUUGCAUGACUCUUUUGUGCUGCUUGCAGGUCCCAACCAGAGAUAGCAGAGUCUGUUUCAUCUGGUUAUUUAUCAAUGAAGAGUGACCAAUCCAUGGAACUCCCUUAUAAUUUGAAAGGGUAAUAUUUUACAUAGUCCUUUGAGCCUAUGUCAUAAUAAUAACAUUUUCUUAAUUAUUUGUGACUUAAGGUGAGACAGAAAUGCACAUAAUGAUGAGUAGGUUAACAUGAGUUAUAUUAUCAGGCCAUUAUGUGUUAAACUGAAUGGGUCAGGUUCUUUUGAUCAAUGUAUUUGAUAAAUGUUAUUUUCCAAUUCCCAACCAGGCCAGGAGAGGUACACUGUGAUAUCUGUUCUGAGGUCAAAGCUGUGAAGUUCUGUCUGACCUGCACUCAGUCCUACUGUGAGACCCACGUUAGGAAGCACUACACAGUACCUAAACUACAGAGACACACCCUGGUGGAGGUGACUGGAGACCUGCAGGAGAGACUCUGUCAGGAGCACCACAGAGCUCUGGAGGUGUUCUGCAGGACAGACCAGAUGCUGAUCUGCUUGGAGUGUUCAGUGACAAAGCACAAA
Molecule: messenger RNA, 2824 nt
Organism: Coregonus sp. 'balchen'
Lineage: Eukaryota; Metazoa; Chordata; Actinopteri; Salmoniformes; Salmonidae
Source: the annotation of a GenBank genome assembly